GUGCACCACUUAUAGCGGUGUAUAAAGUCUAAAUAAAGCUUGCAGUUAUUAUAUUUAUUAUUAUUACACUCUCGUAAAAAAAAAAAAAAAAAAAAAAAAAAACACAAUGAAGACGCCUCCUCAGAAACGCGUGUAUCCUAAACUGCCCGUGUGGAUUGUGGAGGACCAUCAUGAGGUUGUGAAACACAUAUAUCGUGCCAUUGGCUCGAAACAUAUUCCAAUGAAGGACCUGAAAAUGAUCCAUUUGGACUCCCAUCCUGAUCUCCUCAUCCCUGUGAACAUGCCUGCUGAUACAGUCUACGACAAAGAGACUCUGCUCAGUGAGCUGAGCAUUGAGAAUUGGAUUAUGCCAAUGGUCUAUGCUGGACACGUAUCCCACGUAGCCUGGCUGCAUCCGUACUGGGCUCAGCAGAUCAAAGAAGGACAGCAUUCUAUGUGUGUGGGGAAAGAUUCAUCCACAACCACCAUCAGGGUCACAAGCAGAGACGAUUACUUUUUGAGUGACGCUCUUUACGUUCCACUGGAUCAGCUGGAAAACCCAAAAGAGUUGCAUUUAAAUGUCAUCCGCGUGGAUCCUGUUGACAGUUCGCAGGAAAGGCCGCGUGGAAAUGGACAAAGUGGUGCUAAAAUACCAAAACCGACUGCAAAAGAGGACAGAGAUGUGCAGUUAAAACAGGAGACCCCGUGCACUUCCUCUCCUCGACCGCUUGAUGGCAGCACUGCGUCGGGAAACUGCAGUCACACACUCACGAAGACCGAGGAGGGCUCAACAAACUGCAUCACGGAGCGGCUUUUAGCGGUUAUAGAGCAAACUGACCCGUUCAUACUUGACAUUGACUUGGAUUUUUUCUCCUGUAAGAACCCUUUCAAGGAGAUGUACACGCAGGAAGAGUGUGCUCUCCUGCAAGAGUUGUACAGCUUUAGCAGGCCACAGCAGGAUUCAGACGAGGAGGAGCUCUUAGAUUGUGUAGAGAGACGAACUCGCCAGCUUGAAGACCUGGAGGCUGCAUUUGCUGAACUGCUAGAGGAUGACAGCCAGGAAACUGUUGAACGUUUAGCAGCAAACCCAAGAAUGAAACCUCUUGUCAGACUUGUAAACAGCCUUAAGAAUCGAACUCAGUCACCGGACUAUGAAAUGGUGCAUCAAGCAGGCUUGACCUGUGAUUACUCCGAGCUCCCUCACCACAUCAGCAGUGAGGAGGAGAUCCAGCAGUUGAUCACGGCCGUGCAGCUCUUCCUGGAAGCCCUGCCCAAACCCACCAUAGUCACUAUAUCCAGAUCCAGUUUAGAUGAGUAUUGCCCAGCGGAGCAGGUGGAUUCCAUCCAGAACAGCGUGCUGAACAUUCUAGAGUCCCUCUUUGGCUGCUUAGAUGUUCACAGAGAGUAUGAAUCAAUACCAUCGGAGAUCGCUUCACAGACGCCAUGAGGAGGGACGGAGGGAGGGAGGUUAAAUUCAGCAGCAGCUGUGGCAUAUUCUUUACCAGUAGCUGCUUUCAGAAGAGUGGAUGUAGCAAAGCUUUUAAAACCUUGCUGUGAUUUAGCUGUGUACUCUGUUACUGCCUGCUUUGAGUGCAUAUGUAACAGUGAGGUUGAGAUGCAUAGAUGCAAAUGCAUUCAUUCAAAGUAAGAGAUGCCGAAACACUGGGUAAUAUUUGUUUCUGAAUUGUCACCAAAUUAAUUGUUUAUUAGCACAGUAAAGUAAAAAGCCUAAGACUUUCAUAUGAA
Molecule: messenger RNA, 1725 nt
Organism: Carassius auratus (goldfish)
Lineage: Eukaryota; Metazoa; Chordata; Actinopteri; Cypriniformes; Cyprinidae
Product: UPF0489 protein C5orf22 homolog
Exons: 9
Coding region: 107-1426 (439 amino acids)
Source: RefSeq, a predicted model, not a curated record